AUUCCCUUCGUUUUAGCAGAAAGGAUCAUGUGUUUGCUCUUCAGAAGCUUGAUUUUAUUUUUACUUUUAUGCCAAGGUUUUGCACGUUCAGUUAGAGAAGUCCAAGAAAAGGAAAAUCUAGAAGAGGAAGCCUCCAUAAGCUUGAAUCAAAAACCAGGAACUGAUGGAGAAAGCAAACAAGGGAAACAAGAACCUGAACCACUGAAUAUAGCGAAACCUGGAAUUUCUUCAAAGGAAGACGAAGGACACAACAAAACAGGAAACGACCCUGAAACCCAAACGAAGCAGAUCCCUUGUGAUUGUGAAAAAAGAUACUUUAAGCAUUACGAAGCAAAGAAUUGUACUCCAAUCUACGACCAACGAGAUGCAUGUAAAUGUCCAGAAAAGUUUCAAUGUCUAGCUGCCAACGAAGAACAGCAAAGUUUACAAGUGUGCUCCUUUCGAGGAAAAACUUAUCAGCUUGGGCAAGAAAUCGUCGUUACUGAUCCAUGUCGAAAGUGUACAUGCCAACAAGGAUAUACUCCUGAAGAUGGCGCUGUUUUGGGUUGUGUCUCGGUUGAUUGCCCAGAACUACUCUCGCCUCCACUUAAACCUGGAUGUUACCAUAUUUACGAUAAAGAAAGUUGCUGUUCUGUCCGUACAGCAUGUGAUUUUGAGAACAAUCAACAAUCCCAACGAGCUACCUGUAAACACAAUGACAAAACUUAUGAAUUAGGACAACGGAUAUAUCCUGAUGAUGACAAUUGUUUAACAUGUAUUUGUACUACAGAAUGGAGUGGAUUAAAUAGUGCUAGUUGUAGAAAAGUAGACUGUCUAUUGGAGGAGCACCUCCCUCAACUUAGAAGAGGAUGUCUUCCAAUCUACCAUGCUAAUAACUGUUGUCCAAUAGACUAUCAUUGUCCAUCAGGAGGAAACACUACGCUUGAAAACGCAGUGGAAUCAGAAACAGGAAAUGAAAGUAAUCUCUGCUACUUUGAUCGGAAAUAUUAUGCCAGAGGUGAAGUUUUGGAUAUUAAUCAUCCAACUAAUUGUGUCACGUGCUCUUGUGAUACUCCACCUGAGCUCACGUGCAUUCAUCAAGCAUGCCCCCCAAUUCCCAAUAACGAUUAUGAGAAUUGUGAACCUACUUAUCGUCCAGGAGUUUGCUGUCCUGAAUACACAUGCCGAACUACACAUGAGAAUAUUAAAGAAGAAAAGGACGAGAAUGAUAGUGAUGAAGUAGUGUUGAUUGGACCACCACCCGAGGAAGAUCCCUGUUCUAGUGUUAUCUGCGCGGAAAAGGAACAGUGUGUUAUGUUUCAUGUUCUAUGUGCGACAGACUAUUGUCCACCCCUUCCAACCUGCAUCAAAGUCAAUCCAGGGUGUCCAACUCCAAACUGUGAACCAGGUUGUGUAGUGAGAAAUAUAGAUAAAAAUCACUGUCCUUCUUGUACCUGUGGCUCUAUCUCUGAUCCAACCAAGAUCGAGAGUGAACAUUGUCCAGAUCCUGUAUGCAAUGGCUAUGACUGUGUAUUGCUGGAUGAUGCUGAUGGAUGUAAGUCAUGCCAUUGUGAAAUAUGUGAAAUACCCAAAUGUCAAGAUGGCUGUGAACUACAGGAGGGAAAACACGAAGGCCAGUGUUCGUCUUGUCGUUGUCACGUUCAAGAAAUUAAGAACACUCAUGUUGCAUACUUGAAAGAGGAAGAGUCCACAGAAUCUGGCAAAGCGAACGACUCCCAAAGUCUCUCAAAUUGCUCUCAACCUCUUUGUUUAGAAGAGAAUUGCAAAUUGGUGGCUGGAAACGACGGCUGUAAUACGUGCUCUUGUGAACCAUCCUGUCCAUCAGUACAAUGUGACACCCCUGGUUGUAGCUUAGAAACUGACGUUUCCUCAGGUCGGUGUCCACAGUGUCGCUGCUCAGUGGAGAAGAUAGAAGUUGAAGAAAAUAAACCCAACGUUGUGGAUGUGGACAACACUAACAAAUGUCCAGAGCCUGUUUGUGCUGGCUAUAACUGUGAGAUAAUACCACGGGAUAAUGGUUGUAAGAUGUGCAAGUGCGAAUAUCCUUGCUCACAUGUAGAAUGCAACCAUCCACUUUGUGAAGUGGAGUCUAACCCUCCACCAGGAAAUUGCCCUGGCUGUGUGUGUAAAAUAGGAAAUCCAGAACCAGGAGACACAAAUAAUGCUCCAGAGGAGGAAGAAAACUCAGAAUAAGAUGUUCCUCUUCAUCUCUAAUCUUGUGUGCUGGUCACAUAAUUUGUUGAAAAUACUUGGUUCUCUUAUUUCACUUUUAAAGGGUUUUCUUGAUCGUUUUAAUAUUUUGUUUGUUUUAAACUGCACACUAAGAUAUUCUUUUCUCACAUUAAAAAAAAUGUACUUUAAUUAUAUUUAUUUUCUGUGUUGUGUGUGUGUUUGACAACAUAAAAAUCUUACUUGGCUAAGGCCCAGUAAAACGUAAAUUUGCAAUCAUACACAGAACAGUUGGUAUGAAUUUUUUUGAUCUCAGACUCUAUUUCGUCUUUGAAAAAUGAAAACAUAUUUUUAUGUUGUUUUGAAAAAAAAAUAAUAAUCAGUGAACGUGUGUAGGACACGGGUAAUGGAUAUUUAACGAAUAAAUGAAUAUAUAUAUAUAUAUAUAUAUAUGUAUAAAGAUUGCACAACGGUUGUGUUAAUUUUACUACCUAAAAGGAACGGUAAGCAUCUCCUUAGAAUUGGAUUUAUUUCAAAACAGCUUUCAGACAACUCGGCCAAAAGUGGAAAUCGCCGCAUAUAAAAGGCAAAUAAAACAAGGUUACAAACUGCUAUGUGAGAAGGGUAAAAUGUGGCUUAGUAAAAGAGAAAUAUAUGGAGAAACAAAACCAACGCACAGAUGGAGAUACUACCUCUGUAGUAUACCGUUCUACUUCAUGUGCCAAGGGGCCGUUCCAAUGGAGAAUCCUCGGGAAUUUAAGAUCAACAAUUAUUGGCCAGAGAGGAGGGGGUCCUUACAUAUAAGAGUAUGGUGUCACCUAUAGUGUCGUAGGAUUGUAAUUGAAUCAAUCAGAUGGGAUAUUUAUUUCUGUUACCACCAGAAGGGUAUUAGUUGCCUCAAGUACCACUGAGAGGCCUGGAAGUUCAGAUUGUAUACGCCAGUCCUGGCAUGGUCUGGUGGUUAGGGCGUUUGACUCGCAGUCUGCGGGUCGUGGGUACCAAUCCCCGUCGCAGAAUAUCCUUAUCCUUUUAGCCAUAUCAGUAUUAUAGUGUGACGGUCAACCCAACUAUUCGUUGGUAAAAGAGUAGCCCAGGUGUUGGCGGUGGGUAGUGUUGACUAGCUGCAUUCCCUCCAGUCUAUUACUGUAAAAUUAAGGACGGUUAGCACAAAUAGCUCUCGUGUAGCUUUGCGCGAAAUUCAAAACCAACCAAACUGUGUACACCAAAAGGUGUGAUUAAUAAUUUUGAAACCCCAAGAGAGAUGUGAUAAUAUAAAAGUUGAUUACAUCAUAAUGAAUUUAAUGGAUAAUCAUUUAUUUGUAUAAAAAAUCAAAUUAAUUAAUGAUAUAAGUUUGUAUUAAAUCUU
Messenger RNA from Limulus polyphemus (Atlantic horseshoe crab), 3535 nucleotides. Its product is annotated as kielin/chordin-like protein. NCBI's taxonomy places the organism in Eukaryota, Metazoa, Arthropoda, Merostomata, Xiphosura, Limulidae. Gene Ontology annotation, molecular function: protein binding. The record is from RefSeq and is a predicted model, not a curated record. Bases 28 to 2193 code for a protein of 721 amino acids. The transcript is spliced from 15 exons.